AUGGAGCCCGAUGGUGCGCAGGCCACAAAUCAGCUGCCAAUAGAAUCUUUGUCUUCAUGCCUCAAUACUAUGUCACCAGUGCCACUAAACAAUCUCACCAGUGCUCCGGUGUUCGGAACAGUUACUCCAAAUCGCAUCUUUGUAGGAGGAAUUGAUUUGAAGACUAAUGAAAAUGAUCUGAGGACGUUUUUUACCCAGUAUGGAAGUGUGAAAGAAGUGAAGAUAGUAAAUGACAGAACUGGAGUAUCAAAGGGGUAUGGCUUUGUGACUUUUGAAACCCAAGACGAUGCACAGAAGAUUUUGCAGGAGGCUAAAAAACUUAAUUAUAAGGAUAAGAAAUUGAAUAUUGGUCCAGCAAUAAGAAAACAGAAAAUACGGAGUCCUCGUAUGUACUUUUACCAGCAUUUGUAUACUUGUUCUACUGUAAUAACAGAAGCUGGUACAAUGUACCUAACUACUUCAAGUGGAUAUCCUUACAUUUACCAUAAUGGAAUGGCUUAUUUUCAUACCUCUGAAGCUACUUCUUCUCCGCAGUCAUGGCCAUCACGCUCUGUUUCCAGUUCUCCUGUGAUGGUAGCCCAACCAGUGUAUCAGUCUCCUACAUACCAUUAUCAGGCACCAACGCAAUGUCUUGGAAGUCAGUGGCCGUGGCCUGUUGCACAGUCUCCUGUCUCUUCUUCAUUGGUGUAUGUGCAACCAUCUGAAGUAAUUUACCAGCCAAUAGGAGUUCCCCAGGAAAAUGGAUCUAUACCUCCUCCUCUCCUAGUGGAAGCUGCAGCUCCUGAGCUGUAUUCUGAUCUUGGAGUUCAAGCACUUCACCAGCCUCAUGCCCAGAGUGCUAUGGCCAUGCCUACACAUGGCCAAGGCCAUACAAACAAGAUAGUAUGA
This is a messenger RNA of Indicator indicator, 888 nucleotides long. It is a transcript of the gene BOLL, whose product is annotated as boule homolog, RNA binding protein. Gene Ontology annotation, molecular function: RNA binding; protein binding. The record is from RefSeq and is a predicted model, not a curated record. Bases 1 to 888 code for a protein of 295 amino acids. NCBI's taxonomy places the organism in Eukaryota, Metazoa, Chordata, Aves, Piciformes, Indicatoridae. The transcript has 11 exons.